This is a messenger RNA of Dentiscutata heterogama, 157 nucleotides long. Lineage: Eukaryota; Fungi; Glomeromycota; Glomeromycetes; Diversisporales; Gigasporaceae. The record is from the annotation of a GenBank genome assembly.
AUGUCCAUCGUUCAAAUCUUAUGGGAUUUUCGUAAUCUAAUUUUUUCACCAUUUCAAAAUGCAGCGCAACUAGGCAUCAAUCAAAGUUCGGGGAAACCUACCGCUGGUCGUUAUGUUCCUCCCCAUUUGAGAGGUCAACCUAACAGAAAUAUUAAUA